UGGUGCCUAGUCCUUGCUUUGAGCAGCCACCUCUCUCUUCCCUCUGUAAAAUUCCUAGCGUUUCCUUUGGGUUUCUUAGCCUUUUUUCCUCACCUGAAAUUUUAUUUAUUUAUUUUUGGGGUCUAAUUUUACCACCCCAUCUCUCCUUAGUCUGCCAGUGUAAUCAUCACCUGCUGUACUCUGUUAUCUACAGAACCCUGGUCCUGAAGGUCUCUCUCUUCUCUCUCUCUCAAUCUAUUUGUGAAUCUUUAUAUACACAUAAACGGAUAGAAAGGGGAGGGUUACUGGGUAGUGGAGAGGUUUAGAGAAAAAACCAUCUUAUUGUCUGUAUUUUCCUCAUGUUUUGAUUGCAUGGGGAGAGAAAUAUUUCUCAGCUCUUGUUGGUUUUCUAAGAGAUAGAUAGGAAAGAGAUAUAUAUGAUCUGAAUUUCGUAGCAGAGUCGAUCAGACAAGCAAUCCAUGGCUAGAUAGCGACUUGGAGAAUAACCCAUCAUCAUCAUCUCUUCACGAUAUUUUGCUUUUUCCUCCCAAUGAAUGAUGCCUUUCUGUAUCUACAUGUCACUGCCACCUGUUUAUUAACAAACCUGUGUUUAGUUUGUGUCCAGAGAGCUAGGGAUUCUCUAUUUCUGGGCUACUCUUUGCUGCUCUCUUUCUUGUUGUUUCUUUCAAAGGUGCAAAGUGGUCACUCUUUGAACAAGACCUAAUAAUAAAGUGGAACAAGAUAUCAAACAAACAGAGAGAGAGAUCAGACUAGUCUUCUGAGGUUUUCUCUUGUUUUUCUGUCUUGAAGUUUGCUUCUUAAUUCUCAGGCAUGUUUCCUGCAGCUAUGUCCAAUUCUACUUCUUUGUCUGAGGAGGCUAGUUUUUCUUCUGGUACAAGAGUUGAAGACUUUGGUCGCUUAAAUCCUAUUGUUUCAACCAUUUCUCCUCAGCAGCAGCCAGAAAAAAUUAAGAAGAAGAGAAGCCUCCCAGGGAACCCAGAUCCAGAUGCUGAAGUGAUUGCUUUAUCUCCAAAAACGCUAUUGGCUACCAACAGAUUUGUAUGUGAGAUCUGUAACAAAGGUUUCCAGAGAGAUCAGAAUCUUCAGCUUCAUAGAAGAGGCCAUAACCUUCCAUGGAAGCUGAAGCAAAGAAACAGCAAAGAGAUAAAAAAGAGAGCCUAUGUUUGUCCUGAGCCUACAUGUGUCCACCACCAUCCUUUAAGGGCUUUAGGUGACCUUACUGGAAUCAAAAAACACUAUUGCAGAAAACACGGAGAGAAAAAGUGGAAGUGUGAGAAAUGCUCAAAGAUCUAUGCUGUUCAAUCAGAUUGGAAGGCUCAUUCUAAGACCUGUGGAACAAGAGAAUACAGAUGUGACUGUGGAACCCUUUUCUCUAGGAAGGACAGCUUCGUAACUCACAGAGCAUUUUGCGAUGCAUUAGCUGAAGAAACUGCAAGACUCUCAGCCAACCAACUUGCCUCCACAGCCACCACAAAUCCAGCUCUCCACCAUUUGACAUCCCAUUCCAACCCCAACUCAUCUUCUCCUUUCCCUUUCCAAUCCCAUAUCUCUCUCCACCCAUGGGUCGACCCUACUCAAACUUCUAACCCUAACCCUAAUAACCCACUUCAUGUCAGGCCUGAGACUCUCCAUUUCGCGCCAUUCUUCCAAGAACCCCCGCCACCUCCAAAGGCCCUCAUCACCUCACCCUUCCAAAAUCUCCACGUCAACAACAACCCUUCCUCCAAUGCUGCCAUGUCGGCCACUCCUCACUUGUCAGCCACAGCUCUCCUUCAAAAGGCUGCCACCGUUGGUCCAAUCGCCUCGCAAAUAAACAAUUACAACACCAACAACAACAACAUGUCGAGUCAUCUCUCCCCGGAGUUCUUGGGCUUCACGGCUGGAAACCUGGCCACGUGGCAGAAGAGCUGCGAACGUUUCACCAGGGACUUUCUAGGUUUGACUGGAGACCAUCACCAUAACGGUGGUGGCAAUGGGAAUGUUAACGUUAGCAUGAACGUGAGCGAUGUGCUAGCCUAUGCGGGGGGAGUGGAGUUGCGUCACCUUGGGAGAGACCCCUCGCAGUUGAAACCCCAACGUUUUGGAUUCGCUGAACCUGCCUCGGAAACAUGGGGUGGCUGUUGAAGGAGAAAAAAAAAAGAAAUUGAUAAAAACAGUGAAAAGAAAAGGGUAAAAUAAUAAUUUAGAGAUAGCCCUUCUUAUAAUGACAUCAAUGCCCUUUUCUAUGUUUAGGGGGAAAAAAAAGAGUGAGAAAGAAGGGCCAUAAUAUAAUCCAUGGAGUAGCUAGUCACCUUCUUUUCAGCAAAAAAGAAAAAAAAAUUGUAAUUUGAGUUUUAAUUUCCCAAAAAAAAAAAAAAAAGCUUAGUAGUUUACCUGCAUUUUGUUUAAAUUAAUUUAGUCCCUGUCAAUCUUUCGACUAGUGUUCAAUGGUACGUAGUAAACUUGUUCAU
Molecule: messenger RNA, 2450 nt
Organism: Durio zibethinus
Lineage: Eukaryota; Viridiplantae; Streptophyta; Magnoliopsida; Malvales; Malvaceae
Product: protein indeterminate-domain 12-like
Cellular component (GO): nucleus
Molecular function (GO): DNA-binding transcription factor activity
Source: RefSeq, a predicted model, not a curated record